UAAAAGACCCAAAAACCCAACCUAAAUUUUUUUAAAACCACCCAUUCAUGUUCUCUCCUAUUUCACUGUCCAGGCUUUGCCUUCCCUACCUUCUACUUGGCCAUUUGGAAUCAGUGUCUUAUUCGUUUACCUUCUAUAAAGCCUCCUACUUUUUUCACAUCAAGUUCACGUUUGCCAUGACAUAAAAGACAAAAAUCUGUGGCCAAAAACAUUAUAAUAAAAACAAGUGUUUUUGGUAUUUGUAAGUUUCUUUUUUUUCUUUUUGAUCAUACCCAAGUUACUAUUUCAUCACCCUCAUGACAGAGACAAACAAAUCUCAAUUGAAACAGAAAUCACAUAUAAAAAUCUAGAAAACGUUACUGUCUCGUUGAUCACUGCUCAUUUAAUGCCUUUGACAAACGCCCUGCUGAAAAAUGGAGGAUCAUAAAGAGGAGAAAUCAUGAAAUCUAUUCCCUAUGUGGGUCAAUCGCGAUUGGCUACAAUUACUGGGUUUUAAGUGAUGAUGACAGGAGAUAAAGGCAACAUAAAGCCCCUCCUACUGAAAGUUGGGGUGGCUUUAGCCCUGUCUUUUGCUGGUUUUCUCUUUUCUCGCCUCAGAAGCAGAAGGGUCCAGCCCUCCCUGCACCCUCCGACCUCGCCGCGCUCUUCAGAUGAAGCUGAUUCAGGGAGAAAACCUCUACUAAAAGUUGAAAUUCACGACAGAGGGACAGCACCCAGUUGCUGCAGUGUUGUUUCGGCUGUAUCUGAAGAGGCGGGUAUUCCGAGGGCCAGCAGUGAUAUUUCUGUGGUCAGUAUCUCUCCGAGGAGCAAACAUAGUGAAAACAAAGAUGGGCUUCUCUUGCCUGAGUUUGAUGAAAUUGUGAAGGACUUUGACUGUGCUAUUGCCAGUGGUGGGGUUUCUCCAAGGAAAGAUGUUGGUACGCCUCUAGAUAGUCCAAAACUGCUUGUAAGUGCAGAGAAGGAUGAACAUGCUCAAGAGAUCAGACACCUUCGUAACAUGGUUAGAAUGCUUCGGGAGAGGGAGAGGAAUCUUGAGGUUCAGUUGCUUGAGUAUUAUGGCCUUAAAGAACAGGAGACUGCUGUCAUGGAGCUCCAAAACCGGUUGAAGAUAAAUAACAUGGAGGGUAAGCUUUUCACUCUCAAAAUUGAAUCAUUACAGGCUGAAAACCGAAGACUGGAGGCACAAGUGGCUGAUCAUGCUAAAGUGGUUUCCGAACUUGAGGCUGCAAGAGCAAAAAUUAAACUGCUGAAGAAGAAACUCAAAUCUGAAGCUGAAAGCAAUAGGCAACAGAUCCUGAAUCUUCAGCAGAGAGUUGGCAAGUUGCAAGAUCAGGAAUGCAAGUCUACUUCAAGUAAUUCAGAAGUUCAGUUGAGGCUGAAAAGGUUAAAGGGUUUGGAGGAUGAGAUGAAACAGAUUAGAGAAUCUAAUAUGAGAUUGCAACUAGAAAAUUCUGAAUUGGCUCAGAGGUUGGAUUCCACUCAGAUCCUUUCAUGUUCUGUUUUGGAAGAUCCAGAGAUGGAAGCCGUGAUGGAAGAGAGUGAGCGGUUGAGACAAGAAAAUCAAGAAUUGGGGAAGAAAAUUGAACAACUUCAAGCAGAUCGAUGUGCUGAUGUUGAAGAAUUGGUUUAUCUCCGGUGGAUAAAUGCUUGCUUAAGGUAUGAACUACGGAAUUUUCAGCCUGAAUCUGGUAAAACUGUGGCAAGGGACCUUAGCAAGAGCUUAAGCCCUGAGUCUGAGGCAAAAGCCAAGCAGCUAAUCCUUAAAUAUGCAAAGAGUGAUGGGAUAGGGGAAAAGGGGAUCAACCUCUUGGAUUUUGAUUCUGACCAAUGGUCAUCCUCCCAAGCUUCCUUUCUUUCAGACUCUGGAGAGUUGGAUGAAACUUCUGCUGAUUUUCCGUUGGCUACCAAAACAAAUACUUCGAGCAAGAGCAAAAUUUUCAGCAAGCUCAGGAAACUUCUACGUGGGAAAGACAAUCAUCAUAAUAACCAGGUUUUGUCAACUGAAAAGUCUGGAUCCAUAGAAGAUUGUGAUUCACCUAGGUGCAGUUCAAGUACGUUCACAGGAUUUUUUCCGGAUAUUGAGGGCCAAAGUAGUAGAUUUGCAACAACUCAGUGUUCAUCUAGGGCUUCUUUGGAUCUAUCCACACCAAAGAGUUUUAAAGAAGAGCAUAGUAAGGAUAUAGAUUGUACUCCAACAGAUAGCAAUUUGGGAUCAUUUCCUGUGUAUAAGAGAUCAACACUCAAAGAUCAACAUGAGCAGCACUUAGAUUCCUUUGAGAAAUCCGAGUUGGUGAAAUAUGCAACGGCUCUGAAAGGCGCUCGUCAUGGAUCACUCAACUUAACAAGAAGAAGAUCACAUAGUUCUUUUUGACAAAUAGCAAUUCCCAUCUGCAAAGGUUUUUUCUCUUCAUCUGUUCAUAUAUAUGAUAUAUAUACAGCUAUUUCACACGCUUCAAAAUUAACCAAUGAAGUAGAGUGUAACAUAAUACUGUCAGAAAGACUAGCUAGAAUCAAAUUUUGCAAAAGCCGAAAGCUUCUUCAAUAAGUGAUCAGUCUUUGAGUUACUGGUUCAGUCUACUUUAUGGCAAUAGAGUACUAGAGUUUUUAGUUAGUAUUUGUAAAAUUAGUGGUUCAGCUCUUUAGAAAUAUUAUUGUUGUUGUUUGAUUUGAAAUAUUUUUGCAUCAUAUACUGGAAAUAAAGAGCUAGGAAGGAAAAUUUUUACCCAUUUUCUUGUAUAUACUCUGCUCAGCCUGCCUAUGUAUAUGUUGCAUUGAUUAUCAUCAUGAAAGCUUUAUUAGCUAUAUAAAUGAUCAUAUUUCCCACAUUCCUUGUAAAAUCUUCUGUUUUGUAUUAUGUAAUGUUGGAAAUUGCAAUUGCAUACAAUUAUAUUGUAUUAUUAUUAUUAUUA
Messenger RNA from Ziziphus jujuba (common jujube), 2909 nucleotides. RefSeq names its product protein CHUP1, chloroplastic. Lineage: Eukaryota; Viridiplantae; Streptophyta; Magnoliopsida; Rosales; Rhamnaceae. Gene Ontology annotation, biological process: chloroplast organization. The transcript is spliced from 5 exons. Bases 500 to 2371 code for a protein of 623 amino acids. Gene Ontology annotation, cellular component: chloroplast outer membrane. The record is from RefSeq and is a predicted model, not a curated record.